Messenger RNA from Lates calcarifer (barramundi perch), 1124 nucleotides. RefSeq names its product phospholipase A2. Lineage: Eukaryota; Metazoa; Chordata; Actinopteri; Centropomidae. Gene Ontology annotation, molecular function: phospholipid binding; calcium ion binding. Gene Ontology annotation, biological process: lipid catabolic process; arachidonate secretion; phospholipid metabolic process. Bases 110 to 559 code for a protein of 149 amino acids. The transcript is spliced from 4 exons. The record is from RefSeq and is a predicted model, not a curated record.
GGUAUGAACAGCUGACAGGGCAGGUCCCAAGGCCCCACACUUGAUAUAUAAAGAGGACCUGAUCUUAAGAGUGAGAGCUACUCUGUGACUUGACCUUCUGACUCACAGGAUGAAAACCCUCCAGACUCUGGUUCUUCUGGCUGCAGGCCUCUCUGUCGCCCAGUCCGCAAACUUAAAAGCACUCAUCCAGUUCAGAAACAUGAUUCUGUGUGUGAUGCCUGAUAGCUGGCCUGUUCUCGACUACGCUGACUACGGCUGCUACUGCGGAAAGGGAGGCUCUGGCACACCUGUGGAUGAUCUGGACAGGUGCUGCCAAGUGCAUGACCAGUGUUACAGUGAUGCCAUGCAGCAUCCUGACUGCUGGCCCAUCCUUGACAACCCUUACACUGAGUUCUACGAUUACAGCUGUGACAAACAAAACAGGAAGGUCACCUGUGGCAACAAAAACAACGAAUGUGAGAUGUUUAUCUGCGAGUGUGACAGGAAGGCCGCGGAGUGUUUUUCCAGAUCAACUUGGAACCCCGAGCAUGAGCACCUACCCAGCGACCGCUGUCAUUAAAGACCUCCACAAACAACUGCAUAAAAUACAGAAAUUUAUGUUUGCCUACACAUGACAUUGCCAUCUUGUAGUGACAAAUUGUUUUGUCAAUUUACUGAGGAUCAUUACCUAAUCAGAAAUAUUCACAUAGAUUUCAGUGUACAGUCACAUUCAAAGUAUCAUGAUUUCUGUAUGAGACAAUACAUUUCUCAUACUUUAAUUUUACUGACCCAAAAACAUCCCUGAUUGCCUCUAUUUACUGAAACUCUUUUGUUAGAUUGGAACUGUGAAAGUUCAAUACAAAUCAAUACAAUUUUCUCAUUCCUCUCAACUCGCAUGCUGUUUACUGACAGUCAGUAAUUCAAGGGUAUAAUCGUAAUUCAAGUUACCAAUAGAGGGCACUAUGGUCCACCAUUUUCUUUCCUUGCUUGCAGGAUGAAAUCAGCAGUAUAUUGUAGCAUAGUAAGGACUCUGCUGUCUAAUGUUUUGUCUGUUAGCUGUCAGCUCGAUAUUUAUGUGAAAGUCUCACAUACAGUAUGUAAUAGUUGUACUUAAUCAAAUAAUAAAAAUGCAUUUGCUCAUUCCC